Molecule: messenger RNA, 2037 nt
Organism: Capronia epimyces CBS 606.96
Lineage: Eukaryota; Fungi; Ascomycota; Eurotiomycetes; Chaetothyriales; Herpotrichiellaceae
Product: glucose-regulated protein
Exons: 2
Coding region: 1-2037 (678 amino acids)
Biological process (GO): cellular response to unfolded protein; endoplasmic reticulum unfolded protein response; protein refolding
Cellular component (GO): nucleus; endoplasmic reticulum lumen; endoplasmic reticulum chaperone complex
Molecular function (GO): ATP-dependent protein folding chaperone; heat shock protein binding; ATP hydrolysis activity
Source: RefSeq, a predicted model, not a curated record
AUGGCGCGUCGUGCGGCCAGAUCCUCCGCUUUCCAGUGGACUAGCAUCUGCUACCUCCUCCUCAUCUUCGUUUGUCCCCUUGCAUUCAUGUGCUUUGUCCAAGCCGAAUCACAAGUUCCUGUGAAUGAGUCUGACGCCAACUAUGGCACCGUCAUCGGCAUCGAUCUGGGUACCACCUACUCUUGCGUUGGUGUGAUGCAGAAUGGACAUGUCGAAAUCAUCGUCAACGACCAAGGAAACCGAAUAACACCCUCAUACGUGGCCUUCACCGAUGAAGAGCGGUUAGUAGGCGACGCGGCCAAGAAUCAAUACGCGGCGAAUCCCACGAGGACCAUCUUUGAUAUCAAGCGAUUAAUCGGUCGAAAAUUCGCAGAAAAGGAUAUCCAACGAGACAUCAAACACUUCCCUUUCAAGGUCAUCAACAAGGAUGGAAAGCCUGCGGUCAACGUUGAGGUUGCUGGUCAACCCAAGGUCUUCACCCCAGAGGAGAUUUCCGCCAUGGUGUUGGGCAAGAUGAAGGAAGCCGCCGAAGCAUACCUGGGCAAAAAGGUGACCCACGCCGUUGUGACGGUCCCAGCCUACUUCAACGACAAUCAGCGACAGGCAACCAAGGAUGCUGGAGUAAUCGCCGGCUUGACGGUGCUCCGUGUGGUCAACGAGCCCACGGCCGCCGCUAUCGCCUACGGACUAGACAAGAAGGGCAAAGAGAGCAAAAUCAUUGUCUACGAUCUAGGUGGUGGAACCUUUGAUGUGUCUCUCUUGUCGAUCGAAGACGGUGUCUUCGAGGUUUUGGCCACUGCCGGUGACACUCACCUGGGUGGUGAAGAUUUUGAUCAGCGAGUCAUUGACCACUUUGUCAAGCAAUACAACAAGAAGAACGAUGUGGACAUCCGCACUGAUCUCAAGACCAUGGGCAAGCUGAAGCGAGAGGUGGAACGAGCCAAGCGACUUCUGUCUUCCCAGAUGACCACUCACAUCGAAAUCGAGAACUUCCACAACGGCAAAGACUUCUCCGAGACCUUGACCCGAGCCAAAUUCGACGAAUUGAACGCUGACUUGUUCAAAAAGACCCUCAAGCCCGUUGAACAGGUCAUCAAGGAUGCCAAGGUGAAGAAGUCCGACAUUGAUGAUAUCGUUCUGGUUGGCGGUUCCACUCGUAUUCCCAAGAUUCAAUCCUUGAUCGAAGAGUUCUUUGGUGGCAAGAAGGCCAGCAGGGGCAUCAACCCUGACGAGGCCGUGGCUUAUGGUGCGGCCGUUCAGGCUGGUAUUCUCUCCGGCGAGGCUGGCACCGAAGAAAUCGUCCUUCUGGAUGUCAACCCGCUCACUCUUGGAAUUGAAACGACCGGAGGUGUCAUGACGAGACUGAUCCCUCGAAACACCGGCAUCCCGACCAAAAAGUCUCAAAUCUUCUCCACGGCGGCGGACAACCAACCAGUCGUCUUGAUCCAGGUUUACGAAGGCGAACGGUCGCUGACCAAGGACAACAAUCUACUCGGCAAAUUCGAGCUUACCGGCAUUCCCCCUGCGCCGCGCGGUGUCCCACAGAUCGAAGUUUCUUUCGAACUAGACGCCAACGGCAUUCUCAAAGUGUCGGCCAUUGACAAAGGGACUGGCAAAUCCGAGGCCAUUACUAUCAGUAACGACAAGGGCAGACUGACGCCUGAGGAGAUCGAGAGAAUGGUCGCCGAGGCUGAGCAGUUUGCCGAAGAAGACAGACAGAUCCGGGAAAAGAUUGAGGCCCGUAACAAACUGGAAAACUAUGCUGUCUCCCUCAAGAACCAGGCCAAUGAUGAGGAGGGCCUGGGUGGCAAGAUUGACGAAGAGGACAAGGAGACCCUUCUGGAAGCCGUCAAGGAGACCCAAGACUGGCUCAGUGAAAAUGCCGAUACGGCGGAGAAGGAUGACCUGGAAGAACAAUACGAAAAGCUGUCGAACGUGGCCUACCCGAUCUCCAGCAAGUUGUACGGCGGUGGGGCAGGUGGCAUGCCUGACUAUGGCGAUGAUGAUGACGAGCCGGCCGGCCACGACGAGCUGUGA